This is a messenger RNA of Heterotrigona itama, 681 nucleotides long. Lineage: Eukaryota; Metazoa; Arthropoda; Insecta; Hymenoptera; Apidae. The record is from the annotation of a GenBank genome assembly.
GGAUUUUAUUCUAAGGAUUUAAUAAUCGAGAGAUAUAUAUUUAAAAAAAUAAAUACUUUUAGAUUUUUUAUUUUGAUAUUAAGUACAAUAUUUACUAUUUCAUAUUCAUUUCGAAUUAUUAAUAAUUUAGCAUCUAAAAAUUUAAUAUUAAAUCUAAUUUUCAACCAAGAAAGAAAAAUUAUCAAUUCAAUUAUUCAAUUCAGUCAUUCAAUUAACUAUAAUUUAUUAAUAUUAUAUAAAUAUUUUAUUAAAAUAUUUAUUUUAUUAAAUAUAAAAUUUAUAUUAAUUUUUUUAAAAAAUAAUAUUUAUAUAAUUAAUAUAUUAAAAUAUAUUAAUUUAUAUUACUUUAAUUUAUCAAAUAAAUACGAAAUUUUAUAUGAAAAAAUAUAUUUAAUGAAAUUACAUUUUCUAAUCUUAUAUUAUUACUAAUAAUAUUAAACAAAAAAUUCAUAUUAAUGGUCUAUAUUUCAUUAUAUUCAUUGAUAUUAAUAUAUAUGUAUAUAUUUGAUAUUAAUUUUAUUUGUUUAUUAAAUUAUUUAAAUAUCUUAUAUGAGAGCAUAAUAUUGGAAAUAUUAAUGAAAUUAAAAAUUUUCAAAUAUAAAUUAAUAAUAAAUUUUCUUUAUAUUGAAAAUAUAAUAUUUUAAAUAAACUAUAUAUUUAGAAAUAAAGAUUAAUCUAAUC